This is a messenger RNA of Darwinula stevensoni, 787 nucleotides long. The record is from the annotation of a GenBank genome assembly. NCBI's taxonomy places the organism in Eukaryota, Metazoa, Arthropoda, Ostracoda, Podocopida, Darwinulidae.
AUGCCACAUUGCGUUUGCCUUUCCUCCCUGCUGCUGUUGCUCCUUGGUCCUUCAGUUGGGAUGUCGGAGGUUGGAGAAGAGCUAUUGGCGGAGAAAUUCGGGGAUGCAGGUGAAAGAGCGCUGGAGAAGUUCCGCCUCAACCUGGAGAGGAAGGACUGGAACCUGGAGAAGGAUUACGGCGCGGAAGAAAUCACCAUCAAGUCUGUGUUCGAUCAAGAGACGAAGACGCAUUUCCUCUUGACUGAGGCCUCACUGAAUUUCGACUGCGACUGGGCAUUUCGAGAAUUUAAGGACCACGCGCUGGUAGCCACACCCGAGUGGUACGCCGAUAUCAAGGAAUUCAAGGUCGUCCAGCGACUGACGGACGAAUGCUGGGUGGUGUACCAAGUGACGGAGCCGAAGCUCGGGGGACUCUUCGCCGGUCGGGAUAUUGUGUUUCUCGUUCUAUUCGGGAAGAUGCAGGAUGCCAACUUGACUUACUUCGUGAACAUUACGUGGCCUGGGCUGGAACCGAGAAAGAAACUGGUCAGGGCGGAGAUGCGGGAAGGAGGCGGGAUAUCACUCUCGCCAGACCCAGAACAGAAUGCGACGAGAACCCGGCUGCGCUGGGUCAGCUCGCUGGACUUCAAGAUCCCGCUCGUCCCAUCCUCGAUCAUUCAAAAGCUUUAUGUGGAGGGAUGCCGGGAGUACGUCCAAGGCUUGCGGAAGUACCUGUCGUCCAGGCACCAACUUCACCUCCAGGUCUUGCAAGACUGAAGGUUCAAAAUUCAAUGGGAAACUCGGCGUU